This is a messenger RNA of Gordionus sp. m RMFG-2023, 1216 nucleotides long. Its product is annotated as ankyrin-1-like. Lineage: Eukaryota; Metazoa; Nematomorpha; Gordioida; Chordodea; Parachordodidae. Gene Ontology annotation, molecular function: protein binding. The record is from RefSeq and is a predicted model, not a curated record. The coding region runs from base 1 to 1215 and encodes 404 amino acids. Gene Ontology annotation, cellular component: nucleus; cytoplasm. The transcript is spliced from 6 exons.
AUGUAUAAACUACUUAGUGCUGUGUCAGAAAAUGAUGACUAUCUUGUGAACGAAAUCUUAAAUAAGCGAGAUUACAUGCUUUAUAUUAAUUUUCAAGAUCAAGAGAAUUUCUGUACGCCCUUAUUAUUGGGUGUUCGAUAUAACUAUUAUGAGAUUUGCAGAGAUCUUUUGCAUAUGGGUGCAGAUCCAAAUAUACCUGAUAUAAAUGGACAAACAUGUCUAAUGAUUGCAACAUCUAAUAAUCAUAUAUCUAUGGUUAAAUUGUUAUUAGAAUAUAAAGUUAAUGGCAAGAAUUUAGUUCUCCCCUUAUAUAUUGCUUCAAUGAUGGGUAGGAUUGAUAUAACUCGUAUCUUAUUGAAACAUGGGGCAAAUCCUAAUUCAACUAGAGAUAAUCGUAAUUUUGAAUUAAUAGACACUCCGUUAGGAAUCGCCAUAUCAAAUGGUCAAAUUGAGAUUGUUAAAAUUUUGCUAAAUAGUGGGGCCGAUCUAACAUUUUUACCACUUCUUAAUUCGGUCAAAAAAUCCUAUAUUUUCACACCUCUCGAUUCUGACGAAUCCUCUGAUAAUACAUCUCAAACGCUUUCAAUUAAAACCCUAUGGUUGGACUCGAAGCACAUUAUCUCUAUGCAAAAUUAUUGUCACUUAGCUUUAUCUAAGUAUAAAAAAAGUUCAUACUUUAGGUGCACUGGACGGGCAACUAAAGACGAUAUCUUGAUAUCUGUUGAUGACCGCGCCAAAAGGAGAGAAAUUCUAGAAAUUUUAUUAGCUUGUGGGGCUAAACCCUACCUUUUGAAUGCUAAGGAACAGACAGCAGUCGCCAACAAGACCCCACCUCUACCUCGCCAAUCCUCAAAGUGUUAUCGAAACAGAUCAGGACAAGAAAAUUUUUUGUAUUCCCGCAAUUUUGACGAUACGGUAAAUUUUGUGCACGUCCUAGAAUGUAUCACUUUAGAUGAUAAUAUAGAGGCACGUCAGAAUAACCAAGUUAAUGAUGCCGGGGCUGAGAGUGAGAUACAACAGACGUGCGAUGUAGAUAAUCUAGCUUAUUUGCAGAAAUUGACUGAUUCACCCUUACCUCUAACUUGGUUAGCAAGGAUUAAUAGGAGGAAUCGUUACUUUAAAAGAAGAUGUUCACUGGAAGAAGACCUCGCGAAGAAAAAAUCUUUACCUAAAUAUAUCGUAGAUUUUUUAACUUUAAAGCGAUUGUGGAAUUGAA